UGCAGCUGUUAAAAAAAUGUUCUCAGCCUUCUGUUGGAAAAACACAUUUAUGUUCAUGAGCAAAGCAGGGGAUGGAGUAUUUGAUGGAUUAUGAAAGCACAACUUGUCUGCAUUGUUCAUGAAAUAUAAAGCUGAUUCUUAGGUAAGAUCUUGUUGCAUGUGUGGGUGAGGUCUCUCAGGCGCAGUUCAUAAAAGAGUUUGGAGCGAUCUAGUCUGAAGUGUAGCGCCGCAGAGCUCCUCACAGUGGACAAUCAAUUACAAUGCAUAAAAUGCCUCCACUGUACGCGCAAUCGCAAGCAAGAGUCUCCACCAACAGACUUCAACACUCGGAAGAAAACACGCACUUUUAAAGGGAGUUUACCAUAACUGGAGCUCAGGAGUGAAGAUGCCCUUUUGCAAGAGGACCAUUGUCCCUAAAGAUGUGUGCAAGAGUAGCGCGAAGAGUCGAGGCGCGAUGUUCACGGAUCUGGUGGAUGUGUGCGGCUUGACUCUGUGCGCGCUGCUCCGUCAGCUGUCGGAUUUAUCCCGUGAGUCGGUGAGCAUCCUGGAGGAGCUGGAGGGAGAGCUCGCCUCCAUCUGUUACCGCUCCGGAGCGCUGGAGAAUAAACUUACCAGUCUGCAAAAACACAUCUCAGCACUGGCUAGCAAGCCUCCGGCCAAAACAACCACCAACUUGGACUCAGAGAGCAAACGAACAGCCCACUUCCAAUCGUCAUGGCAACAGCAUGUGAAUGUGUUCGGCUCGUGGAGUAGGCCGGAGUGUGUGCAGGAGCUGCACCAGGAGGCUCAGCUGAACCUUCAGAGUCUGCUGCAAGAUUUUGAGGAGCAACUAGAUGAUAGCAGAGUAACAGGACAGACAUUCAGACACACUUCUCAGAGCUUCGAGGACACGUCAACCACUCUCAGCCGAUCUCCUUCCUCACUCAACAACAAGAAGACGGAGUUCGUCUUUGUGCCUGCAAAUAAGCAAGUGUGUGAGGAUGAGACCACAACAUUAGGGGUCCGGGCGCAGGACCCGACCCAAUGCGGUUCAGAGAGGUCCCUUCUAGGCUGGAAUGCCUCACUGAAUCCCCCUGUUGCAGAGAAACCUCGCUGGCACCUGGGUCGACACACUCCUGCUCACCUUGUCCCAAUUGACAUCACAGGCCAGAGCUUUGAUAAGCACUCCGCACAGCACAGCGAACUCCGGGCCGCCUUUAGAACUGAUUCAGCGGUCAACCCAAAGACCGUUCGUCGCCCGAGGAGUGUGGUUGCAGGCCCUGAUGUCACGCUGCACUGCCAAGGUGAUGGCAAAAUUCUUGCUGUAGAUCUAAUACAAGGUGCCUGUUCCCCUGGAGCUUCUCAACCCAGAUCUUUGGAGCCCACCACUGAGAAAACAGGCCAACAGCAGAUUCCCCUUCGGAAGACCCAAAGUGACCUGGAGCACAGUGUCCCCCCAUCCCCUAAGACCCCAUCAGGCAUGAUGGAUCAUGCCACUGUGAUGUGCCCCAGCCCCCCCUGGAAUGGCCCAAAAGGUUCCACCUUUUCCCCUUCCUGGAAUGACUCCUACAACUAUGCCUUCGUUACAAGCCCUGCUUCUAAGCAGCCUAUAUCUAAAACUGGAAUGUUAACACCUGGAGGUGAAGGAGGUGGCCUAAUGUGUCCACCCCAGACCAGUUCAGGCCUCUCCAUGAGCUCAGGGUCACACUCUAGUUCUUUCACCUCUAUCUCAGAACCAUGUGGACACAGGGUAUACACAGUGACGCAUGGGAGUGGGGUUUCUAUCGGGAGACGUAAUAACACAGAGUGUGAAACUUCAACUUCAGGCACAUGCAGUAGCCACAGUAAAAGUGAACAGGAGAAUAGAUCAGCCCGAUCGAAUUUCUUCAGGUUUCGUGAACGUUCACUUUCAACACCAACAGACUCUAUAUCUUUUUGCUCUGCAGAUAUUGUAUGUUCUCCAUGCGAGACUGUCCCUGUCCUUCCAGAGAGUGAAAGUUAUGCCCUGCUAUAUCCAAGCAACAGUUCGGAGGAUAGCACCAGCACUGACAAUGUUUCUGUGACCACAGGUUCAGACUUUCAUCCAGAUGGCCGACUGAGGACACGUUUGCGCAGUAUUUCACUAAAGAAACCUAAGAAAAAGCCACCUCCUCCAGUACGUAGUGUAUCCCUGAUGAAAAACCUGUCAGAGGCUGGAGGCAUGGGUUCCUACCCCAAAGAAGGGCAUUUCAGAGAUGGGAGACCCAAGAGCCUAUUUAUCCCUCGAGAUCACCAUAUUCAAGAUUCAUUCCAGCCAGAGUUCUUAAUUGCAAAGCCUGAGGAGGACACAGUCCAGGCCCACAGUAGCUUAGAGACAUCUUCUGAUAUUUCUCAGCCUCCUGCCAGGGAAACAGAACUUGAGUUUCCUCCUCACUGGCCACUCAAUGAGUGGAAGUCCAACAAUGAUCCCUACCGCUCACUGUCAGGUUCAAGUACAGCCACAGGUACUACAGUGAUGGAGUGCAUAAAGGUGCAGGGGAGCUCAGAGUCCCUAAAUUCACCUUCAACUUCACGUGCCACAUCUCCCUCCCAGCUCUCUGUUGAGGCCGAAACCAAGGUAUCCCCCUUCAAGCCCCCAUGCCUCAUGUCACCAUCUAGUGGCUACUCAAGCCAGUCUGAAACACCAACCCCAACUAUAUCAAACACCCUCCUCACUGGACAUUCAGUUGGAUGCAAGAUGCGCCCAAAGAUUCCAGAGAGGAAAUCUUCACUUCCAGCAACUUCUGUGAAAGAUAAAUCGACUCGCUCACGUCUUUCUUUUGAACUACCUGCAAACUCCCAACUGGACCUGUCCUCCAUCAAACCCAAGCCUAAAGCCAGCCGACGCCACUCUGACACAUCUACAGCCAACAAACCAGGCAAAUUGAGCCCCAGUCAGUCUUCUUUGCCUAUGGUUACCACAACAGACUUGCAAAAUAUUCACCUCCGUUCAGUAAGCCGCUCAGAACUUGAAGAGAGUCCUGAUGGUUCUUCUGAUGUUAUUGAAGAAGAGCAGAGUCGAGAUCUUAGCCCACCUAUCACCCCCUCUAACGCAAAACUGUCUAAGCCACCAGUUGCAGUAAAGCCACCUCUACCUAAACGACCCAUGAACUUGAUGCUAAAAUCUUCCUCAUCAUCCCCUCUGGCAAGUGAAUCUCCUCCAUUUUCCCCUGUGGACCGACCCAUGCCUGUGGGUAACAUUUAUAUGGUUGUAAGAAAGCCCAAACCUAAGAGAACAGCUCAAUCACCACUCAGCACAUCUGUAAUAACCCCACAAAAGCAACUCCACAGCCAUGUACCUUUUUUUCCUGAGUUUGACCUGGAGCAUGGGAUUCCCAUUGAAGAAGAUCUUCCGUCCCCAAGUAGCCCAGAGAGAGAGGAUAAAAGUAAGACCCUUCCAAGUAGAAUGACCAUAUCCUGUUUAGCAGAAUUAGACAAAAGGAAGCCCAAGGUACCCCCACCAGUGCCCAAAAAACCCAAUGUCCUUCUUCUGCCCUCUCCAAGUAUCCAGACUAAUGGUGGAACAGAGAGGCAAACACUACUUUCUAACAGUGUCUCCCAGUCACCUACAGGUCCACCACCAUCUGAGACUGAGGAAGAUUCUCAUAAAGAUGAUCAAGACCAUCCCACAAAGCAAAAAUUAGAUAGAAACCAUGAAAACCUUGAAAGUUAUGAGAUCCCUGAAAAUCAGGAGAAUGAUGUGGUAGUUGAAGAGGACAGUUUUAAAGAUUCAGGUUCUCAUCAUAAAAUGGAAGUGAAGACACAUCCAGCAGAAACAGUAACAGAAACUCCCACAGAAACUGAAAUAUUGGAUGAAAACAACUCUGCAGUUGACAAGACAGAACUGCACAUUACUGAGGAAACAGACGAUGAUGUAUUUGUCCACACACCCACAACUCACACCACUGAGGACCUCUUCACCAUAAUACACAGGUCAAAAAGGAAAGUUCUUGGUCGCAAGGAACCAGCUGAUUCUUUUGGAAGCAGGCAGUGUCUGGUCUCACCUGUGAAAAGCAGUAGCACAGAAUUCCAUACUCUGAGCCAUGGGAGCACACCUAGGUCAAGCUCACGGAAUGAGAACUUCAUGGCUCUUCUUCAGAAAAGGAGCAGCAAGGCCAGCACUGGGACCCGAGUCUCUGCCAUGGAGUUGCUGAAGAGCACAAACCCCCUGGCAAGACGAGUCACCGAGUUUUCCCAGUCACAACCAGAUGCGACUGCAACAAACACAAGUAAACAUACUCCACAGGACCAGUGAUUC
Messenger RNA from Myxocyprinus asiaticus (Chinese sucker), 4255 nucleotides. Its product is annotated as NHS-like protein 2. NCBI's taxonomy places the organism in Eukaryota, Metazoa, Chordata, Actinopteri, Cypriniformes, Catostomidae. The record is from RefSeq and is a predicted model, not a curated record. Bases 386 to 4252 code for a protein of 1288 amino acids. Gene Ontology annotation, biological process: cell differentiation. The transcript has 8 exons.